Molecule: messenger RNA, 2848 nt
Organism: Vespa mandarinia (Asian giant hornet)
Lineage: Eukaryota; Metazoa; Arthropoda; Insecta; Hymenoptera; Vespidae
Product: lipid transport auxiliary protein 1-like
Biological process (GO): interstrand cross-link repair
Cellular component (GO): Fanconi anaemia nuclear complex
Source: RefSeq, a predicted model, not a curated record
GAUCGUAGAAAUUCGAUUAAACGACGAUAACCUUUCUGUUAACAUUAACUCGACGCGCCCACCGGUCGGUUGCGACUGAGCUACUAAAACAUCACGCGCAUACAAAAGAUAGAUAGAGAGAGAGAGAGAGAGAAAUGGAAAACUCGCUGGAAUUAUGGAAGAAAAAAGAUCCAUUGGGAAAUAUGUGAUAUCUGAACGUGCACUAACGAAACUUGAAACAAUUAAAGAUGCGUUGAAAGAAGACAUUUGUAAUGCUGAUAAUAGAUGGAAAGUGAUAGGAAAUAAGAAAGCAGAAAAUGUAGAUACAGAUACAGACACAGAGGAAACUAAUGCAAUGGAUGUUGAGGAAUCAACGGAUGCUAUGAAUACUACACAAAUACCCUCAACUCAAUUUUAUUUUAGUCAGGCUGGGACAAAUAAUAUUAAGGAUAUUGAAGAUGGAAAAGAUAUUGCUUUGCAAAUAUGCGACAUUAUUGAAGUUUUGUAUGAGGGAUUAGAGCGUAAUAAUGGAAAGCUAGAUUUUGUUCAUUUAGAAAAUCUAUCAAAUAAUGAUCUCGUAAAAGUUUUCACAGAUUUAGGUGAAAAAUUAAGUAUUAAAGGUAUUUACAAUUUAUGUUUGUCGACUAAAGAUAUUAAUGCAGAAGAAGGAAUUAAAUAUAUGGGUCUUGUAUGUACUCAUGUUCUGUUGCCAAAGAUAAUUAAACUAGAAGAAUCGUCAAGAUUAAUAACAUCUGGAAUAGGAGAAUGCGUUGAAAAAUUUCCAGAUGAAGUUUUAAAAUUUAUUUUCAUACCUGUUCUAAAUAUUGAUUUAAAAGAUGCAUCAAUUAUGAAUGUUAUCGUCAGUACUUUCCAACCUGAAAAAAGAUCUGUUCUUAUAUCAGAAUAUGUGGAAAAUGCAAAGGAAUUAAAAGAAUGGCAUAUAUCUAUUUUAGAAAUUUUGUUAUCUGUAAAAAUAGAUUCAAACAUAUAUGAUAAAUUAAUAAGAUUAUUAUUGGGAAAAGCAGUUUUCUUUUCUACAAAUAUCAAAUUUAGCAAAUUGCUUUUGUCUUUUUUAAAAGCAAAUCGAAUUACAUCAGAGGAACAGAAAGAUUUACUGCAGGAAAUAAUCGAAGUCAAUGAAACUUUGUUUAAAAGACCUAUAGAAAAUAUUUUGAAAAAGAUUGCAAGCAUGGCUGAAGAAUUGUCGGGUGUAACUAUAGUAAUAUUUAUAGCAGCUGGAGUUUUAACAAUUCUGUUAUUAUUCAUUUUUGCUAAACGACAGAUAAUGAGAUUUGCUUUGCGUUCACGACGCGGACCACAUAUUCCUAUUGGGCACGAUACUAAAAAGUCACUGAAGAGAGAAAUCGAAAGGCGUAUAGAAGUAAUACCAAGAAUUCAAUAUGAACCACAACUUAUAAGUGACUCCAGAUAUAUCUUAACUCCUGGCAGUCAAAUUCCACCACAUUAUUAUAGAUUGAAAGCCGUAGAUGAUAUUAAAACUUUAGAAGCUGAAAUUACAAAGUAUGACAGUUGCUUAAAAAGGCAUCCAUCUGAAAACUUAAGAGCAUAUUUAUUAUCGACCCUUGCAACACCGUUAAAUGGAAGUGGUCAACGUUUGAUUCAUCAAUUUUGUGAUUUGUAUGAACAUGCAAAACAUGAUCCAACAGAAUUUGGUGAUGAAGAAUAUCAAGUAUAUACACGUUUAUUUCUUAAAUUAAUGGAUGCAGCUCGUCUCUUGAAGUCUUAUCCAAGUAGUAAAAAAUCCAGUCCAAGCCGUACACCUAUAAAGAAGAAUAUAGAAACUAAAAGGAAUAUAUUGGAACCACGAAUGCGUUUGCCUGAAGAUCAGGUAUUAACAGGGUCAAGACCAAGCACCUUAACAGUAAUGGCACUAGAUAAUAGUGAAACAUCUGUUUAGCAUUAUGAGAAUCGUCACAUACAACAUAUGUGACGAGUGAAAUGUGUAUAUAUAUAUGUAUAUAUAACAUAUCUGAUUUAAUUUUUUUUUUAUUUGCGUUUACCUAUACAUUCAUACAAAAAUAUAUAUGUAAUAUUUAUAACUUCUUACUAAAAGAUAUGGAUGUUAUCGCAGUACAGUAAAUGCUAUAUCUACAAAUGUAGAAUAGAUAACUCUAAUUUUUAUAUACAAUAUUGCUCUUUUUUAUAUUUAUCAAAAAUGUAAUAUUUAUCAUAUAGGAUCUAAUAUCGUUUAAUCAAUUCAAAACUCAAAAACUAAAUUAAUUGUAUUAUUAUAUAUUUAUACAUUGUACAUUUAUAUUUAUAUAUAUUCCUAAGUCGUCUAUACUGAUAAAUAAGUAAACCAAUUCUUAUUAUAAUGCGGAUGAUGUUUUAAGGAAAUUAAUGAAUUAUGAAAUGCAGAUUUAUACAGUUCUGGUAUGGAACUUAUUCUCAUUAGAUGUAACCACUCCAUUACCUGAGAAAUUGUUAUUGAAAAUUACUGUUAAUAUAGUAUCAAUUAGAAAUUAUUCGUAUGUACAAUUAUAUGCAUGCUAUAAUAGAGAAUAUCUACUUUUUAAAGAUUACCUGAGGGAUUAUAUGAUCCUUCCAAUAUUGUAUAUCAGCAAGCAUAGCUAUGGCUUGUGGGAAUAAUCUUAUUCUGACAUGUUGCGAAGAUACAAUAGAAUCUGCAUCCAUUAUUAUGCAAUCCAUUCCAGAUAAACAAAUAAUAGAAACGAAAAAAAUAUCACAGUAAAAUAAAAUUCGUCGGUCAUCUUCAGAUAUUUCUGGUAUAAGUGCUUGAAUACGAUUUAUAAAAUCUAUAACCCAAUCUGAUGUAUACAUUUUAGAUUUCACUUCAGUUUGCACUCUUUGAACUGCUUGUAACAAAUAUAACUGUACACUGUAAAAA